CGGGUCCGGGAAUAAACGAAUAGUAACAGACAGCGCAACGGGAGCAGAGACCAUUGCAGCAGCAGCGAACGGGGCCCCCAUGCACUGCUGAUGCUGCCACCUCCGGUUCGAUCCGGUUCCAGGCCAGGGGAGAGGAGGAGGAGACGCGGCAAGAGGAAGAGAGAGACGAACAGCUGCCGCCUAAAUCCUCCUCCCGCUGCAGCAGCAACACAGCGAAAGGGCGAGAGUGCCAUGAGGCACACCUAUCCCCCCUCUCGCCCCCUCCUCCCCACGUCCUGCCAACCGUAAACAAACCGCUGGCUGCACGUGGAAUGGCGCAACAUGGCAACGCAGGACUUCACUCGACAUACAGCCGACUGACACAUUCCGCAGCGGCGAGCAGCAGCCGCCAGCCUCUGUACUGCUGGGCCGAAGCUGGAGCGUGGCCUCCGCGCAGCUGCUACCGGGACUCGGUGCGAUCGUCGCUCCACGACGAGGAGAUGGUGGGCCUUCGCUGUGAGUGGGAGCGCAAGACAGACAGGAAGUUCCACCAGAACCAGCUUCGUAUCCAGCAGGAGCGCCAGCAGGAGCUGGCUGACAUGCAACUGCACGACAGAAGGCACAGGCUGAUGCAAGUGCUGGAGAGCGAGAAGAAAAUGCUUGAACGAAAGCUGACUGCCCUAAACUUGGCGGAGAAAUCAACUAGGCGUCAACAGUGCAGCAAUCUUGAAGAUAAAGUUUCACAACUCCCCAAAAUGAACAAAACAAACCAAUAAACUGGGACAGCCCCCAUUUUUUUACCCUU
Rhipicephalus sanguineus (brown dog tick) is the source of this 784-nucleotide messenger RNA. RefSeq lists its product as uncharacterized. The transcript has 3 exons. Bases 312 to 755 code for a protein of 147 amino acids. The record is from RefSeq and is a predicted model, not a curated record. NCBI's taxonomy places the organism in Eukaryota, Metazoa, Arthropoda, Arachnida, Ixodida, Ixodidae.